AUGCCAGUUGACCGUUCCAAGCCAGUCACGCUACGCAGAUCCUGCAGAGCGUGCAUCAAGGGCAAGAGACGAUGCGACCAAAGCUGGCCCACAUGUGCCAGGUGUCUGAGCAAAGAAAUCGACUGUGAAUAUGUGAACGUACCAUUGACGGCAAAGCUGAACUUGAAAGAAGAUUCUGGUAGUCAUGCUAACUCCGAGUCUUCUGGGGUCAAGGCGACACUCGCUCCUCGAAUCUCUGCACACUUACGACUCGAGAUCGCGAAGGAAUAUGACCCCAAUAUCAUUCGAUUCCUUGUGGCCGGGUUGCGCGAUCUACCGGCCGAGUUCGCAGAAACUCAAAAGACACUCUUUAUCCAUCCUCAUUUGUACCGCAACGGCUUACCAACCUCUGUCCGUGAGGUCCACAAUAUUUGCAGACUGAACAUGCAAAUCAGCCAAACAGGCCGUGCCAGCGUCACUUUGUUAUCAAUGCUUCGGCAGCAAUCAACACAGAUUCGCCGUCGACUGAAUCACGCGGCCACAUUCGAAGAAUUAUUGGGAUGCAGCCAAGCGCUGGUCUUGAUUCAAUGUAUCCUCAUCCUUAAUGAGGACGCAGCUCCAAGCCCAUAUUCAGAAGCAGUCAGCGCGAUGCUGGCGGGUAUCGCUGGAAGAUUGUUCCAACAAGCACCCAUUCAACUUCCGCAGGCCCUCAGCCCCCGGCACGCAUGGCUUUUGGCUGAAAGCGUCCGGCGAACGAUCAUUGUGUGUUUCAUGCUACGCAGUGCUUACUCUUUGAACACGAGGAACUAUUCGGUUCGAACACCGUUCGUUGAUUCCUUGCCGUUUGAUCUGCGCACUAAUCUGUGGGACAAUGAUUCGGAUGUUUCAUGGCAGAAUGCUCUGUCUAAUUCCAAUGGUUCGAUGGUCUCAUUGCACGAAUGGUCUGAUGGCCUAGCUGCCGGUCGUGUCCGUGAUGUGUCUGGAUUUAGUGCGUUGAUACUCGCGGCCUGCAAAGGACAAGCGGUUUCUACAAUCCCAUUCCCGCCCGUGGAAACUUAUAUGGCGACGUGA
This is a messenger RNA of Penicillium salamii, 1050 nucleotides long. The record is from the annotation of a GenBank genome assembly. NCBI's taxonomy places the organism in Eukaryota, Fungi, Ascomycota, Eurotiomycetes, Eurotiales, Aspergillaceae.